Molecule: messenger RNA, 2417 nt
Organism: Urocitellus parryii (Arctic ground squirrel)
Lineage: Eukaryota; Metazoa; Chordata; Mammalia; Rodentia; Sciuridae
Source: RefSeq, a predicted model, not a curated record
GCGCCCGCCCCGCCCGGCCGUGCGCCCCGCGCCGCCGCCCCCUGCCCACAUUGUCCGGCUCGGGCGGCGCCGAGCCUCGGGACGGCAGGAUGUACCCCCAGGGGAGGCACCCGACCCCGCUGCAGCCCGGCCAGCCCUUCAAGUUCUCCAUCCUGGAGAUCUGCGACCGCAUCAAGGAGGAGUUCCAGUUCCUGCAGGCGCAGUACCACAGCCUCAAGCUGGAAUGUGAGAAGCUGGCCAGUGAGAAGACCGAGAUGCAGCGGCAUUAUGUUAUGUACUACGAAAUGUCCUACGGGCUCAACAUCGAGAUGCAUAAGCAGGCAGAGAUUGUGAAGCGGCUCAGCGGCAUCUGUGCCCAGAUCAUCCCCUUCCUGACCCAGGAGCACCAGCAGCAGGUUCUCCAGGCCGUGGAGCGGGCCAAGCAGGUGACGGUGGGGGAGCUGAACAGCCUCAUCGGGCAGCAGCUCCAGCCGCCGUCCCACCACGCCCCCCCUGUGCCCCUCACCCCUCGCCCGGCUGGGCUGGUGGGCAGCAGUGCCACCGGGCUGCUGGCCCUGUCCGGAGCGCUGGCCGCACAGGCUCAGCUGGCAGCAGCCGCCAAGGAGGAUCGAGCAGGCGCAGAGGCCGAGGGGCCCAGAGUGGAGAGAGCCCCAAGCCGGACGGCGUCCUCCUCGCCCCCCGAGAGUCUGGUGGAGGAGGAGCGACCCAGCGGCCCUGGCGGCAGCGGGAAGCAGAGAACCGAGGACAAGGACCUGUUGGGACCUUAUGAGAGCGACGAGGACAGGAGUGACUACAACCUGGUGGUGGACGAGGACCAGCCCUCAGAGCCCCCCAGUCCAGCUACCACCCCCUGUGGAAAGGCACCCAUCUGUGUCCCUGCCCGUCGGGAUCUCGUGGACAGUCCGGCCUCCUUGGCCUCUAGUCUUGGCUCACCGCUCCCUAGACCCAAGGAGCUUGUCUUGAACGACCUGCCGGCGGGCACCCCUGCCUCCAAGUCCUGCGACUCCUCCCCGCCCCAGGACGCACCCACCCCAGGGCCCAGCUCCGCCAGUCACCUCGGCCCACUGGCCGCCAAGCCCGUGCCGGCCACAGACAGCAUCGCCCUGAGGAGCCCCCUGGCCCUGUCCAGCCCCUUCACCACGUCCUUCAGCCUGGGCUCCCACAGCGCCCUCAACGGGGACCUCUCCUUGCCCAGCUCCUACGUCAGCCUCCACCUGUCCCCCCAGGUCAGCAGCUCCGUGGUGUAUGGACGCUCCCCCAUGAUGGCAUUCGAGUCCCACCCCCAUCUCCGAGGGUCUUCCAUCUCAUCCUCCCUGCCCAGCAUCCCUGGGGGAAAGCCGGCCUACUCCUUCCACGUGUCUGCGGACGGGCAGAUGCAGCCUGUGCCCUUCCCCUCGGACGCACUGGUGGGCACGGGCAUCCCGCGGCACGCGCGGCAGCUGCACACGCUGGCGCACGGCGAGGUGGUGUGCGCAGUCACCAUCAGCGGCUCCACGCAGCACGUGUACACGGGCGGCAAGGGCUGCGUGAAGGUGUGGGACGUGGGCCAGCCGGGCGCCAAGACGCCGGUGGCCCAGCUCGACUGCCUGAACCGGGACAACUACAUUCGUUCCUGCAAGCUGCUGCCUGAUGGCCGGAGUCUAAUCGUGGGUGGCGAAGCCAGCACUUUGUCCAUUUGGGACCUGGCGGCGCCCACCCCCCGCAUCAAGGCCGAGCUGACCUCCUCCGCCCCGGCCUGCUACGCCCUGGCGGUCAGCCCCGACGCCAAGGUCUGCUUCUCCUGCUGCAGCGACGGCAACAUCGUGGUGUGGGAUCUGCAGAACCAGACCAUGGUCAGGCAGUUCCAGGGCCACACCGAUGGUGCCAGCUGCAUCGACAUCUCCGACUACGGCACUCGGCUGUGGACUGGCGGCCUGGACAACACGGUGCGCUGCUGGGACUUGCGGGAGGGGCGACAGCUGCAGCAGCACGACUUCAGCUCUCAGAUCUUCUCCCUGGGCCACUGCCCCAACCAGGACUGGCUGGCCGUGGGCAUGGAGAGCAGCGGCGUGGAGGUCCUGCACGUGCGCAAGCCCGAGAAGUACCAGCUGCACCUGCACGAGAGCUGYGUGCUGUCGCUCAAGUUCGCCUCCUGCGGGCGCUGGUUCGUGAGCACCGGGAAGGACAACCUGCUCAACGCCUGGAGGACGCCCUACGGAGCCAGCAUCUUCCAGUCCAAGGAGUCAUCCUCUGUGCUGAGCUGUGACAUCUCCAGGAACAACAAGUACAUCGUGACCGGCUCGGGGGACAAGAAGGCCACCGUGUACGAGGUGGUCUACUAAGGACCUGGGGGGCCCCCUCCGCUGGCUGCAGGCCACCUUCUUCCCCGCUGGGGACGUGGGGGUCGGGCUUGGGGAAAUAAAGGUUUUCAUCCCUGG